UGAGGUUUUAUCGGUACCAAAAACUAGGGUUUUAGAAAACUCGCUCUCUCGCUGAAUAUCAUAAUCUGUAAACACAACUAUCUCUCUCUCUGUCUCUCUCUGCCAUGGAUAGAUACAGGAAAGUUCAAAACCCCAAGGCUGAAUCCGCCAUUACUGAGAAUGAGAUCAGAAUCACUUCUAAAGGUCUGGUUCGUAAUUACAUCAGCUAUGCCACUUCUCUCCUUCAGGAGGGGAAUGGAAAUGAAAUUGUUCUUAAAGCUAUGGGCCAAGCAAUAAACAAGACAGUCUCCAUCACAGAGAUUAUAAAGAGACGGAUGCCUCAAUUGCACCAAGAUACCGUCAUCAGUUCAGUAAGCAUAGUGGAUGUAUGGGAGCCCAUUGAGGAGGGUCUUCUGCCUGUGGAGACAAGCCGCAAUGUCUCGGUGAUUUCAAUCACCUUGUCAACUAAGGAGCUGAACAAGAACUCUCCAGGGUAUCAAGCCCCAUUGAAUGCAGAACAAGCAAAGCAGCAGCCACAGUCGAGGCCACAACGCAAUUAUCAUCAACAGCAGCAAGGGCCAACGAACAAUUAUCAACAACAGCGGCCACUGCACAAUCAUCAAAGGCAGCCUGUAAAGCCGCAGAACAAUUAUCAGCAACAACAGCCAUCAAGGACACAUAACAAUCAGCAACACCAGCCCAUAAGGUCGCAGAACAAUUAUCAACAGGAGCAAUCAAGGACAGAGAACAAUUACGACCAGCAGCAGCCAAGUGUUGCUAGACAUGCACGGCAAAAUUACAAUGUUGCUAAUGAAGAUUCAUAUGGGCGAGUUCGUGGCAGAGCUCGAGGUAGAGGGAGAGGGCGAGGUUGGAGUAGAGGUGGAUAUGGAAGUUAUGAAGGAAACUAUAGGGGAAACUAUCAAGGCAACUACCAAGAGAAUUAUCAAGAAACUGGUAAUUUCCGGAACUGGGGCCAAGGCGGUGGCCGUGAUGGAGGCUAUCAAGGAAACUAUCAAGAGAACUUUCAAGAAACUGGCAACUUCCGGAACCGGGGCCAAGGUGGAGGCCGUGAUGGAGGCUACAAUCGUGAUUACCAAGAUGCUAGAGGCAGGGGUGGAGGAAGGGGAAGAGGUGGUUAUGGUCGUGGUCGUGGUCGUGGAAGAAUGGGAAACUAUGCAAGGGAUGAUAUCAACCAGGAGUAGUUGGGACUGGUGCUUUUGAUAUAUUGGAUAGCAUGGUGUUUUGACAUCUUGAACUUUUGGUUUACAUUGUUUUCAAGAUUAAUUAGCAUUAAUAGGCUUUUAGAUUGAUUUUUUAUGGUGAUUUUCAUUAUCGGUGGGGAUUUUUCUUAUGAAGUUUGAACUGCCAAGCUUGCAAGUCAGUUUUAUUCCCUUUUACCAUUGUAUCUAUCCCAUGUGAUCAUUAUUAUAUCUUUCUAUAUCAUGUUCUCCAGAUUUGACGUUUC
Molecule: messenger RNA, 1444 nt
Organism: Daucus carota subsp. sativus
Lineage: Eukaryota; Viridiplantae; Streptophyta; Magnoliopsida; Apiales; Apiaceae
Exons: 9
Coding region: 105-1181 (358 amino acids)
Molecular function (GO): RNA binding
Source: RefSeq, a predicted model, not a curated record